Lodderomyces parapsilosis is the source of this 765-nucleotide messenger RNA. It is a transcript of the gene SBA1, whose product is annotated as Hsp90 cochaperone. NCBI's taxonomy places the organism in Eukaryota, Fungi, Ascomycota, Pichiomycetes, Serinales, Debaryomycetaceae. Gene Ontology annotation, cellular component: cytosol; nucleus. Bases 1 to 765 code for a protein of 254 amino acids. The record is from RefSeq and is a predicted model, not a curated record. Gene Ontology annotation, biological process: chaperone-mediated protein complex assembly; protein folding. The transcript has a single exon. Gene Ontology annotation, molecular function: protein-folding chaperone binding; Hsp90 protein binding.
AUGUCUUCGAAAACAAUUGCUCCAACUGUCUUGUGGGCUCAACGUUCAAGUGAUUCUGAUGCUGAGAAAAACAUCAUUCUUUUAACUGUUGAAAUCACUGAUCCAAAAGAUUUACAAAUUGAUUUAAAACCAACGUACCUUUCUGUUAAAGCAGACUCAUCAACUUACGAACAUACUCAUUACGACUUAAAGAUUGAUUUCUAUGACGAAAUAGAUCCAGAAAAAUCAAAAAUAAAUACUGAGAAUGGUGCCCACUUGUUCUUUGUAUUAUCCAAGAAGAAGUUACAAGAAGAAUACUGGCCAAGAUUGACCAAAGAGAAGUUGAAAUACCAUUAUAUCAAGACUGAUUUUGAUAAAUGGGUAGAUGAAGAUGAACAAGAUGAAGUUAAGGAAGAUGAUGCCAAUUUAAUGGGUGGUAUGGGUGGUAUGGGUGGUAUGGGUGGUAUGGGUGGUAUGGGUGGUAUGCCAGGUAUGCCGGGAAUGGGUGGUGCCGGAGGUCCAGGAGGAAUGGAUUUUUCUCAACUUUUAGGUGGUAUGGGUGGUGGAGCCGGUGGUACUCCAGAUUUGAGUGCAUUGGCUAGUCAAUUGGGUCAAGCUGGCGGUGCCGGUGGUGCUGGUGGUCCAGGAGGUAUAGAUUUGAGCUCAUUAGCCUCAGACAUUGGUCAAGAGUCAGAGGGAGGUGUACAGCUGAGUGAAGUGGAAGUCGAUGCUGAGAAUAAUGGCAAUGAAAAAGAAGUUGAAGAAACUGCGAAACAAGUUGACUAA